UCCUAGUGUGGGGCUACGUAGUACUCCUAUAUUAGCUAGGGUUCCAAGGCUGCCGUCGGGCCCCAAGAUCGCGCACCAACACCGCUACGUACGCAUCCGCACGAUGAGCUCCGCCGCCUACGUCCUCGUCACCGCCGACGACCACUCCGACGACGAGCUGGAGGCAGUGGAGUCUGUGGAGAGACCUGCAGACGCCGCCGGGCCGGAAGUACAGCCGGACCCCCCCGCCGUCACCAAGGAGGAGGAGACGACGAGCGGCGACGCCGACGAGGCCGGCGCCUUCUUCGUCCUCUGGUGGCUGUCGGCCCUGUGCGUGGUGCUCGGGCUGUGGGCGCUGUGCCGCGCCUCCUCGCCGGCGUCGCCGUCCGCCAUCGUGUGGACGCUCUCCUCCGUCGUGUGCGGCGCGCUCGCCGGCUGGGUCGGCGUCUUCUCGGGGGUCGGCGCGCUCGCCGCCAUCUUCCGCGUGACGUACGUCGCGCUGGUCGCCUACACCGUCGACAGUCACCUGAGCGCCACCGCCGGGCUGAUCGUCAUCUUCUCCAACGCGGUCGCCACCGCCGCCUUCUUCGGCUACUACCUCGCUGUGUACCAGCGCGGUGACACCAACACGCCGCCGCCGCCGCCACCGCCGGAGAGGUCCAGUUCACCGGUGCAAGGUGAUGAGCUCGUCUAGUUGCCAUGCAAGACAAGCCAAUGAAUUAAGAGAAUUUAGAUGGAGCCGAGUGGUUGGUUUUCGUGUAGGUUAUCAAAUUUAUCCAUAAUUUGUCCCUUUAUAUAUUCGAUGGCAUUGCCAUCUGCAAUCCUGGUUUCUUUUGACAAUAUGCUAGUUUCCUAGUUUGGUAUUUUUCAUAAAGAAAAAAAUGCAGGGAAAUUGCCAUCCAUUUUACAUAUAAACUCUGAACCCAUCUUUUGUUUGUAUGAAUUGGUCGAAGAACAUAGGAUAGAGGUUUCAAAAUUCAAAGUCCUUAUUUGCGAGCAAACUCAUUUUAGCUCUCGCUCGGAACACAAGAAUCUUUUAAAAUUUUCAAAUUCCUCCAAACCGAAUAGAUCCUCGUACUUAUCAGAAUAACCACAUCUAAGCCAUCCUUUCUAUUGGAUGAAACAAAGGCGAGUGCUAUGUAUAAAUGUGAGGGCUAUGUGAGAGCUACAUGAAAUUUUUUGACUGGGCCUGAAAAUGUUUUGAUUGAUCGCUGAGGACCAU
Molecule: messenger RNA, 1201 nt
Organism: Oryza brachyantha (malo sina)
Lineage: Eukaryota; Viridiplantae; Streptophyta; Magnoliopsida; Poales; Poaceae
Exons: 1
Coding region: 104-673 (189 amino acids)
Source: RefSeq, a predicted model, not a curated record